AUGCGUCCCGGGGAGCGGCUCCGCGUCCUGCUCUGCCUGGCGUCUCUGAGCUCGGCGGCUGCAGAUUUCCAAGUGAGACGCGUCUACCAGAUUACGCCCACAGGCGGGGGCACAAAUGGAGCAGUUAAAGUCACCAUAUCUGGACGAGGAUUCGCCCAGGCCAACCAGUUUAACUACGGCCCAGGAAACGAGAACCUUGGGAACAGCGUCCUGAUGGUUUCAAACACACGGACCGUCCCCUGUGAUGUGGAAAAACAAGAGAGUUACUCAACGCAGAUCACGUGUUACACCAGGAGCAUGCCUGAGGAUAACUACGUAGUAAAAGUCAGCGUGGACGGCGAGCCGAUUCCAGACAUCAAUACUAUCUGGUUUCAUUCCAGAGGUUAUCAGACUCCAGUGAUUCAGAGCGUCACACCAGUAACCGGAUUGCCAGGGACACUCAUUACAAUUAGAGGAAUGAUCUUUACGGAUGCAUACGGCAGCUCUACUCAAGCCAGUUCCAAUGGCAACUCUGCCAGGAUUUCAAGCUAUGGAAUUUCUCUGGACUACCAGUGGAGCCAAUUGGGCACAAUGACUUGCAGAAUAACAGGAACUUAUGUUGGCCACCAAAAUGUCAGCUUCACUGUAGAUGGUCCAUAUGGGAGGAGUCUGCCAGACGUGAGCACCUACUUUGUUUCAUCUGCAAAUAAACUGGCGAUGUUUCAGACUUAUGCAGUGGUCACCAGCAUAUCGCCAUCAGCAGGAGGCUCAGAAGGAGGCACCAUACUAACCAUAAAGGGCCAGUACUUUGAUCAGACGGACGCCCCCGCCAGAGUGUUAGUUGGAGGUCAGAAUUGUCCCGUCCUCAGUGUCUCUGACAGUCAGAUCACCUGCCGAAGCCCCGCUCAGCCGGAUGGCAACAGGACCGUCUUUGCAGGUGGAAGGGGCCUGAAAUUAGAAGUCUGGAAUAAAACCGCUCCACAAAAGCUGGAAGACAUCAUGGCGUACAAUGAGAGCACACCCGGCUAUUACACCACGUGGCUCGAUUCAAGCUCUUACAGCUUUCCUUACAAUUCGGACAAUUUUGCUUCCCGCCUUAGUGGCUUCUACGUCCCAGCGGUCACAGAUGAUUACAGGUUCUAUGUCAGCGGUGUUUAUAAGGCGGCUCUUUAUCUCAGUCAAACUGGGCUUCCCAACGAUAAGGACACCCCAAACACCGUCAGGCUCCAUGAGCUGUUCAAGUCCAAAGGAAUCAGCAUGAAAAGCUCCUUCACGCAACAGCAGACCGGAGAGGCUCAGAAUGAAGUGCAAGUCCUCAACACCGUCUACAAUUUUCUGAAUGAAGUGCAGGAUCUCUGCUUAAAUAACUGGACCACACAAACCCCAAUACAGGAAGUCCAGCAGAUUGUUGUGGAGAGCCCCUGCGUCAGCUCUGGUGACUGUACGGCCAUGCAGUUCAGCCUUCUCUAUAACAACGAAGCAACAGAACCCAUUGCUGUUGGUGCUUCGAGUGAUGAGGUCAAGAUGGCUUUAAACGCUCUGCCCUCCUUCCAGAAUGACACUGUUAGCGUGAUGAAGACAGAGAGCACCAAUGGCCCCAUUUACACAGUGACGUUUAACUCGGACCGAGGAGAUUUUGAUGUUCUACAGUACGACACAGCUGGAAAUGACAUCAACAUCGAGAUUUCUGAAAUAACCAAAGGAAGACCCAAAUUUGACACGUUUACAUUGAUGUGGAAUGGCGUCUCCUCCAGUCCGCUGUCAGUCAAUGCGACCCCUGAUGAGUCUUGGUACUAUUCUCGCGUUUCUGACAGAGAAGCCUUCUGCGGCCAUUUCAGUGCUUUGAACCCCAGCCCCUUAUUUAAUCAGAAUCAAGUGAGAAGCACAUGGGAUCAAUAUGGCGAAAUCUCACUGAGUACUCACAAUAUGCUGUGCUUUGCAUACAAAGGAUUUCUAAACAGCUCCAUCGGCCUGAGCUUCUCGGUCGUUGAGAAGCAGCAGACAAACAGCUAUCAGAACCAGUUUGAAGUCGGAAUUGUUCAAGCAGAUGAAUGGCAGUACAUUUGCAUUGAUAUGCUGCGACUUUUAAAGGCUUCUUACCCUGGAACUGAUUAUAAAGUUCAGCAAAUUACACUCAACCGGCUGAGUCCGACUCAGGAUUAUUUAAUUGACACCAUCUACAUCGGCAGCGACUACACAGUAACUAAUAUGCAAGACCUAAACCUGAGGCGCUCAGCUCUCGCCGGGAGAGGAAUCUUUUUGCAGGACCUUUCGGUAAUUCAGAAGCAAGGCAGACGGACUUCAGAGAGCUGUUACAGAGUCACCCUAAUGCCGAUGAACUGUGGAUAUGACUUCCCUUUGAUGGAAAUCAGAUUUGCCCAGAAUAUUUCUGGUGAUGGUGAGAAUGAAACUGUCUAUCAGGGGUCCAACUGGAACAAAUUGACUACUUUCAGGGUGACAAGAGUCCAGGCGGCGUCACCUCCGAUCAUGGGCUCCUUUGACGUGAGCAUCUAUGGGCAAGAAAUCAAAAAUCUCCCGGUGAACAUUUCAGCUGCCGAUCUGAAGUACGCCCUGGUGGGCAUCCCAGGUAUGGGACAAGUGGAUGUGUUGAAAUGGGGAGACUGUCGAGGUUAUGUAUGGAAAGUGACUUGGCUGAGUGUUCCUGGCAAACAACCUACCCUCCAGAUUAACAGCUCCUCAGUCAUUGGGAAGAACGCCUAUCUUAACGCUUCUACUGAAAGAGAUGGAGGCUUAUUCAAACAGAGCGUUUUAGGAGAUUUCUACCGCGUGCCUCAGCGAAAGCCUCAGGUUCAAGUUUAUAUCAAUAAUAUCAUCUCUAUGUGUUCGGGUGACUGUUCUUAUCAAUGGGAUCCACUGAAGACGCCGGUUAUAUCUGGAAUAAGCCCCACUAAAGGAUUUUCAGUAUCAGAUACCAUUCUGACGGUGACCGGCUCCAGGUUUACAAGUCAACCUGCCAAUGCCAAGCCUUCUGUUUCUGUUGGUGGCUGUGCCUGUGUUAUCGUCACUUUAAGUGACACUCAGAUCACCUGCAGAAUCGGAAAUACAACCUCUGGCUCGGCUCCGGUCACAGUCUACGUGCCCGGGGUUGGCUUUGCUAAAAAUACGUUCAACUUCACCAUCCUGCCUGGAGGAUCGUUCACAUUUGCACCUCCGUCCGGCAGCACAGCAGGAGGGACUGUGCUCACAAUAUCCGGCUAUGGGUUCAGUCGAGACCCCACCGUUAGGAUCAGUGAUAAGCUUUGUCCAAUUUUGAGCGUAAACCUUGACAGACUUCAGUGUACGACUCCUGCGAACAAGGCCGGCUCCUAUAAUGUGACCGUGACAGUGGAGGGAGUGGACAUCACCCUCGGUGUUUUAUUCACAUACGAUACGGCAGUGACAGCCUCCAUCACACAAAUAAGUCCAGCCAGCACUUUUGCAACUGAAAGAACCAAUCUCACAAUUUCAGGAAGCAAUUUCCAGACCUGGGACCCCCAAAGCUCAGUGUCAAUCGACAAUGCAGAGUGCAGCAUAAUGAAAUGGACAGAUUCUGAAAUUAUUUGCUUACUACCAGUCCUCCGACCAGGGAUGCAUAAUAUCCAAGUCAAAGUCAAAAACUGGGGAUUUGCCAGUGCCAGCAGUCAUGCCGUGACCACCAUUGAGUACGUCCUACAAGUCACCAGCGUACGGCCCCUUAUGGGCUCACUCUAUGGCGGCACCAAGCUGACUCUCACUGGGUCGGGGUUCGGCACAAAUCCUGAUGACAUCCAAGUUUUAUUAGGACAACGGAGAUGCAACGUCACCGACGCGGCCCGGGAUCGACUGGAGUGUGUGGUGCAGGCACCUGGAAAAAUGUACACGGUGACCAACCUGGGCUCAGAUAUAGCCAGAGGUGUCGGCUACGCUUGGACUCCAUCAUCUUUGAAGGUAUUCGUUGGAGACAAAGUUCAGUGGCAGUGGCAGGCUCAGUCCCUCAUUGGUGGAAUUGCCUACCGGGUUUUCAGCGUCACCAAUCCCAGCGACACCACCUUUAGCGGCCAAGGAUUUAACAGCGGGCCGAGCAGGACUCCAUCAGGAUAUUUCACCUAUGAGUUUACUAUCCCUGGCGUGUAUUACUACAGCAGUGGCUAUAUAGAUAACGCUCAAACUAUAGCCAUGCAAGGAGUGGUCACCGUUAAUCCCCUACCAGAUGACCAGGAAAAUAUUUUCAUCUCAGUCCUUGAAAUAGAAGCAAACUACAAGCCAAGUUCCUCUCCUUUUCCAAUGAAGGUCAAUAAUUGCACUGCUGAUCCCCUGGACUGCAGCCUGCCUUCCUUUUCCAAUUCAAGUGCGGACGCCUUCAAAUUCCUGUUUUCCAGUUGUGAGUCUCCGACAGUAACUGCCAUCAGGCCCUCCAGCGGAACAAUCCAUGAUGUGUUAAACAUUGAGGGAACGGGAUUCAGCAGCUCUGUCUGCGCCAAUGAAGUCACCAUUGGAGGUCACCCAUGUGAGGUCAUCAGCAGCACAUUCACAGAAAUCAACUGCUAUGUCAAUCCAGAAGACAUUCUUCCAGUGGGUUUUGCAGAACUUGUGUCCGUGACUGUGAAUAACCGGGGCAAUGCUAUCAGCACAAUCGUCAAUGAGUUUGAUCGUCGAUUCGUUUUGUUACCAUCUGUCGAUUCAAUCAGCCCCAGUGUGGGGUCCACCACAGGAAACACAAGGAUGACGAUACUCGGGUCCGGGUUUUCAGGCUCCGUGAGCAUCACUGUGGUCGGCAUGCCCUGCUCCAUUGUGUCGUUCAGCUACACAAGUAUCAUCUGUGAUACGGCGCCCUCUGCUGAAAGAGCAGGGAAUGUUCAGCUAUCAGUGAAUGGCAUCCCCGCUGCCUGCUAUUCGGACUGCAGGUUCCAUUACACAGAUUCCUCCCUUCCUCAGGUAGACAGCGUCUCACCGGACACAGUAGACAGCAGCUCUACAGUCCUUUCUAUUAACGGAACAGGCUUUGGGAGCGACCCAGACAACGUGCUCAUUUUAAUUGGAGACUUCACCUUUCAUCCAAGUCAGGUCACAGAAACAGAAAUCACCUGCCCCAUUGGGCCACUGCCUGCUGGAAGUUACAUUUUAAAUGUUGUGGUGAUGAGCAAAGGCCUAGCCUCUGGAAACAUCGCCAUAUCCAGCCUUGCGACUGCCACGCUGUCACCGAAUUCUGGAAGUAUCCUCGGUGGGACGACACUCCUCAUUACUGGGAAUGGGUUUUACCCUGGCUACACCACAGUGACUGUAGGGGGCAUCCCCUGUGCCAUCACUAAUAUAACAACGAGUGAAGUGAAAUGUACAACCGCGGCCAACAACCAAGGAAACGCAGCUGUGAACAUCCAAGUCCUGUCAACCGUCUACCCGCCGUUAUACUUCAUGUACUCUGUGGACAGCACUCCGGUGAUCAGCUCAGUGGACCCAUCAACAGGAUCAAGUGGAACGGCCAUUUCCAUUUCUGGCUCUGGGUUUGGCUCAGUGGCAGAUGACAUUGUUGUGACCAUCGGUGGCUCUCCAUGUGCUCUUCUGGAAGUCAAUGACACUGCAGUCCAGUGCACUUUGGGCAGCCAUUCGGGAGGCUCCUUUGCUAUCACACUUCUCCACGUGAUGAAGGGAUACGCCACGUCAAGUGUUUCCUUCGGUUAUAAACUCGACCUGAAAUCCGUCACCCCAAGUCAAGGAAGCUUUGGAGGCGGAGCUAUUUUGCAGUUGACGGGUGAUGGCUUUGACGAGCAGCUGUCGGCCGUCUUUGUGUGUGACAGCUCAUGUGUCGUGGACGCGCUCAGGUCUUCCUCCACCACUUUGUACUGUGAGGUGCCACUUUCUAAUGGCACGGGAUCAAGCCAGGGCUGUGACCUGACAGUUUACAAUGGCAAAAAUUUGGUGACCUUGUCAAAUGCCUUCACUUACGAGUCAUCGCUGACCCCUGUGGUUACCGCCGUGACUCCAAGAAGAGGUGGCACUGGAGGCGGCACAAAGCUCACCAUCACCGGCUCUGGAUUUGGUUCUGACAUUGAUAACGUCAUAGUCACCAUCGCCAGAACACCCUGUAAUGUAGCAUAUGUAAAUGAAACUGAGAUCAUCUGCAUCACCGAUGCCCGACCCCAGUCUCAGAGAGCCAAAGUUAAGGUGAACAUCGGCGGCAAUGGAAUCGCAAAACUGGACAACGCUGAUUUCUUUUACAUUGAUGUCUGGUCCUCUCCAUACACAUGGGGUGGAGAAUCCCCACCAGACGACGGAUCUUUUGUUGUCAUUACACCAGGGCAGACCAUCUUACUGGACACCAGCACAGCAAUCCUAAAAAUGCUUCUCAUUCAAGGUGGAACCCUAGUGUUUGAUGAGGUGGACCUCGAGCUGAAUGCUGAAAAUAUCCUAAUUGUGGAUGGAGGCACACUGCAGGUUGGAACUGAACAAGCGCCGUUUCAGCACAAGGCGAUCAUCACCCUGCAUGGCCACCUGCGCUCUCCUGAACUGCCGCUCUACGGGGCCAAGACGCUGGCCGUCAGAGAAGGGACGCUGGACCUCCACGGUACACCCGUUCCAUUCACUUGGACCCGACUGGCUAAAACCGCAGAUGCCGGCUCGACCACCGUACAGCUCCAGAAUCCUGUAACAUGGAAAGCUGGUGAUGAAAUAGUCAUUGCAUCCACCGGAGACAGGCUGAGCCAGAAUCAGAACGAGCUGAUGGUAAUUGAGUCCAUAUCCUCAGAUGGAGCAACGGUGAAUCUGACCAACCCCCUCAAGUAUAGACAUUUAGGACUUUCUGUCAGAACACCAGACGGACAACACUUUGAAGCGAGAGCAGAAGUUGGACUUUUAACUCGUAACGUUGUCAUCCGAGGCUCCGACAAUGUUGAAUGGAAAGACACCAUACCAGCUUGUCCUGAAGGAUUUGAUCCUGGUGAAUUUGCUGUGCAGACCUGUUUUCAGGGAAGAUACGGUGACCAAGUUGGCAGUGACCAGUUUGGUGGGUGCAUCAUGUUCAGCACACCUCUGCCUAAUCAGAACUCAGCCAUUGGCCGAAUUGAAUAUGUGGAAGUAUUUCAUGCUGGACAAGCCUUCAGACUUGGGCGUUACCCCAUAAACUGGCACUUCAUGGGAGACCUUAAGUUCACCUCUUACGUCAGAGGCUGCAGCAUUCACCAGACGUACAACAGAGCAGUCGCUAUGUACAAGACCUCUAAUCUCUUAGUCGAGAGAAACGUCAUCUACGACAUCAUGGGAGGCGCGCUUAUCUUUGAAGAUGGCAGCGAGACAGGAAAUGUCCUUCAGUACAACCUGGUAGUGUUUGUGAUGCAGAGUACCAGUCUCUUGAAUGAUGAUAUCACACCGGCUGCCUUCUGGAUAAGCAAUCCCAACAACACAAUUCGGCACAACGCAGUAGCUGGAGGAAGUCAUAUUGGCUUCUGGUAUCGACUUCAAGACAGCAUCAGUGGAGAACUGCGUGACGCUAACAUUUGUGAGAAGAAUGAGAUACUAGGACAGUUUUAUAACAACUCCGUUCACUCUCAAGGCUGGUAUGGAUUGUGGAUUUUUGAACAAUAUUACCCAAUGCAGCAAGGGUACUGCUACUGGUAUAACCCCCAGCCGGCUGUUUUUGACUCUCUGACGACUUGGAAUUGUCUGAAAGGAGCCGAGUGGCUCAACGCCGGAGCGCUGCAGUUCAAGAAUUUCCUGAUGGUGAAUAACGAACUUUCUGGAAUUGAAAUGAAACGACUUCAAACUAGCUAUGUUAGAGGCUGGGGUGAAGCAGGUGGUGCCAUGAUCAUCAAUUCCACUGUGAUUGGUCACUUGGAUGAACUCGGCCUUCUGCCCGGCAACUGCACUCAGAGGGGAAUUGUACUUCCAUUAGAUGACGGACUGACCGUUGCAGGAAUUCAAUUUAUCAACUUUGACCGCUCGAGCUGUGCUGCCAUGGGCUUCUCAAGUUGUAGUUACACCAACUGUGGAGGCUGGAGAGUUAAAUUUAGUGGAGUUCAGUAUUUUAAUACCACCAACAAGGCCGGCUUCACAUGGGAGCAUGAAGUAGCUCUGAUGGACACUGACGGGUCUCUUUCAGGACAUGCUAAUAACACGGUGAUACCUUACAGCGCCCUGCUAGACCCUUCUCACUGUCGGCUUCAAGUGCCGGAGUGGAGCGCGGGCUACAAUGGCUCAGUCUGUGACUCCACCGUCUCCUUCCAUCGCUUGACCUUUUGGACAUACUGGUAUUUAUCAAUGUCAGUGCUCCUGUCUGACUCCUUUGGUAUCAGUAUAGUUUAUGGCUUGGCACUCAUUCCUGAUGGGCAAACCUUUAACUGGACCUUUCAGAAUUUCCCCAUUUUAGGACCCACCAACACCUUGUUGUAUGGGGCGACGUUCUCUGGAUUUAAGGAAUCCAGUUUUGUCAUCAUCAGACACCAAUGUGCCCAGAAUUAUGAAGGCUAUAACAUCGUCGAUAACAGGAGGGGGCUGAGCCAGCCUUUGAACCAGAGCAGUAUGAAUGGAGACUGGUACUUUGACAACAACACAUCCACCGUGGAAUACAUAAUUUCAGGAAACACAAGCCAAGGGUACUGGUAUAGCUCAAGUCUGGAUCCUUUGGAAAAGAACACAGAUGUAAACUUCCGGAUUUAUCACUGCUACUUCACAAGCUGUUACUCAGGAGGAGGAGGAGGGGGUGUGGUGACGACUACAACAGCCCAACCCCCAAGAACGAGUGGAAUUACCCUUUGGUCCAACACUACUUUCUGGUUGACUUCAGCGGAAAACAAAUAUGCCGUCCCAGUAGAUGGUUCCAGUGUGGUGAUUCCAAGAGGAUGGUUGGUGGUAAUAGACGUUGAAAUCCCCAGGCUAAGCCAACUGAGUGUCUACGGCACACUGGAAGUGCCAAGCAACAUGUCAAAAUAUGCAAUGUGGGCUCCAAACGCAACCCUGGCAGCAGAUAACAACAACAGGACCGUCAUCAUCAGGACCACCUACCUGUAUAUUCAGGGAGGUACGUUGCUUGUGGGUCAACCAGAUGAACCCUUUCAAGGUGAACUUCAGAUCAUUUUUAGAGGGAACAUGUUGACACCAGACUGGCAUUUGCCAGCAGGCUUUAACCUUGGAGCAAAGGUUCUGGGGGUUUUCGGAACCCUAGACCUCCAUGGCAAGCCUCACUCCAUAUACCGGACAAAACUUGCAAUGUCAGCAGAUGCCGGAUCCUCAUCGAUUUCUCUAGCCAACGCGGUCGAUUGGCAGGUCGGAGACGACAUUCUGAUUACCACAACCAGCUACGACCCCUGGCAGGCCGAAACAAGGAAGAUCGUCGGCAUUUCGAAGGAUAUGAAGACCCUGAUCCUCAACGAUUCGCUCUCCUAUGCACACAUCGCUGAAACUUAUUAUAUAAAUGAAACAAAUCAGCAGUAUACCCUGGCAGCGGACGUCGGGCUUCUCAGUCGAAACAUCAAGAUCAUCAGUGAAGAUUACCCAGGAUGGUACCAGGAGUCGUAUGGGGCCAGAGUGCUCGUUCGCUCAGGUGAAAAUUCUGAAUUAAAUCCCUGCGAAUUUAAGGAAACCGCGAGACUCAGCAAUGUGGAGUUCUAUCACACGGGACAGAAUGGCUACGUAUCCGACAGUGACCCCCGAUACUCAGUGGUUUUCAUGAACAUGGAGGAGAUUUCUGAAAAUAUUACAUCUUACAUCCAAGGCUGCUCUUUCCAUCAUGGUUUUUCACCAGCUAUUGGCAUCUUUGGAACCAACAAACUGAGUGUGGAUGACAACAUCAUUUAUUUCACUGUCGGCCAAGGCAUUCAUGAUCUGGGAACUGCAAACAAAAUUCGGAGAAACCUUGUGGCCUUGACUGUGUGGCCGGGAUCAUUCAGAGGAAAACAGCCAGCGACUUACACCCUGUGGCAUGCAGCCAUUGAGAUUAACCAGGGAGCCGACACUGUGCUGCAGGACAACAUUGUGAGCGGUUUUGAGAGAAGCGGAUAUCGCAUUAAUGGAGAGCCGUGUCCAGGCACGUUCAAUCCAGCUGAGACCUGGAGGAACAAUGAGGCCCACGGAGGCCUGUAUGGGGUCUACUUGAACGAAGACGGCCUGCCAGAUUGUACCUUCAUCCAGGGAUUUACUGUCUGGAAAUGCUGGGAUUAUGGAAUUUAUUUCCAGACAUCCAUGAGUGUUCAGAUUUCCAACGUAACGUUAGUGGACAAUGGAAUGGGCAUCAUGCCUAUGAGUUACACUUCACCCGCUAUGUCUCACCAAUAUUCUAGUAAGAUCAAGAACUCCCUAUUUGUGGGAAGCAGCCCGGAUUUUAACUGUUCAGAUGUUCUUACAACCAGUAAUAUAAAUAUUCAGUACACACCAGGACAGAGGAGCCCAAGGCCACUUCAAGGUGGCAGAAGUGCAGUUGGUUGGCCGACUUUUGCCUCACAGCAUAAUGGAGCGCCUGCUACGCCUCACGCUGGCUUGACAAGCUACACUGCUAUUAGUGGACUUGUGGCAAUUAGAGACUCUACAUUUGCUGGCUUUAGAAAUGUCUGUUCUGGACAGAUAAACGUCAUGUUCAUUACCAAUCCUAACAACGAGGACCUGCAGCAUCCAAUACACGUAAUGGGGAUUCAAGUCAUCAACAGCACUGAAAACGCCUUCGCCUUCAUACACCGACCUGACCUCAGUCUGGUGAACCCCUCUAAGUGCGUUGAUAUGACUUGUGAUGCGAAACGGAAAACCCUGCUGAAAGACCUGGACGGAUCCUUACUGGGCCAGACUGGGACAGUCGUUCCCCAGUCUGAGUACCAGUGGGCUGGCGAUACCCGCUAUGGUCUUGGGGACUACAGAAUUCCAAAAGUCAUGCUGACCUACCUGAAUGGCAGUCGGAUUCCAGUUACUGAAAUCGCACCAAAUAAAGGUGUCAUCAGAGACCCCAGCUGCACUUACAUGCCAAGCUGGCAAAGCUACAAGUGCUUCACUCUCGACUACGAGAUGCUGGUGAUUGAAAGUCUAGACAGCGACACGGAGACCCGGCGACUCUCUCCGGUGGCAGUACUUGCGGACGGCUAUUUGGACCUGCUCAAUGGUCCCGCAGACCACAGCUGGUGUAAGGGCUAUAGCUGCCGCCGAAGGCUUUCGAUGUUCCACACCAUUGUGGCCGCCAACAAAUCCUUUUCGGUUUACUUCACAAGCACCUCUCCCCAGUCUCUUCGACUGAUGCUGCUCAAUGCUGAUAACUCCAAGACUGUGCGUGUGGCCAUAUUUUACUCGAAUCCUCAGCGCUUAGAUGUUUACACCAAUGAUCUACUGGUUGCUCCGACAAAUGCAGUAUGGAACAGCGAUCACUCUGAUUACACUCUCAGCUCCCCGACUUAUCCUGAUCAGUUUGUUCCUCAAAUGAAUUCCACGAUUUCUGGAUCGAAUUACUUUGACAGCGACUACAAAAUGCUAAAUAUUUUAGUCCGAGGCUCGACUCCCAUUGUGGUCCGCACGUCACCACUUCUGUUCAUUUCAUUCAAUAUGCCCUUCAUGACUGUUGAUGAAUUUUUUGGUCCAAACCUCAUCAAAAACUUAGCUGCCUUCCUGAAGAUCCCUGCAACCAAGAUACGCAUCACCAAAAUAGUCCGAGCGAGCAGCCGGAGAAAGCGUGAAGCUGGGAUGAACGUGGAGGUGCAGAUAGCAGAGCCGCCGAGUCAACAGGCCACUCAGACACCAGCUGCAGGGCAGCUGCAAGUUCAGGAUCUGGUAAAGAUUGCGGAUACCGUUGGACAGGUAGCCAUUGCUGGAAACCUCAGUGCAGCAGUUGGGUAUAAUGUCACAUCUGUUGGCAUCGAAAAGCCACAACCGAUUCCAAGUGACCCUGGAUGGGCUGAGAUGGCGUCUACUCCAGUGACAACGAGAGACAAUUCGACUACAAGUUAUGUGUCGACUGUGACCAGUCUGGUGAUUGUCAAGGAGCCGAUCGUGGGACGGCAAGGAGGUCUACUGAUUCAACAGCCAUCCAUUAUGGCCGUGGACCAGAAAGGUGCCUGUGUGUCUGUCGGAGUGACGUCCAUCGUCCUGACUGCAACUCUGAAAGGCCAAAGCGGCCAGGGCAUUACCGGUCUCGAAGGGAACACCACAAUCCCAUUUUCUAAUUGCUGGGCAAAUUACACGGACCUUUCCCUCACAGUCAAAGGACAGAGUGUGAUAAUGGUCUUCACGAUGAACAACAUCAAGUCGAUGUCCAGAUCCCUCUCAACCGAUGCUGCGACACCUUUGGCAACCAGCAGCACCACAACGAGCACCACGACCAGCACAGUGCCGAGCGGCUCCAGCUUGCCAUUGAGCAGCUCCAGCCCGCCGUUGAGACCCUGGCCCGCGUUCAUCGCUGCUCUUCUGGGUCUGCUCCACUUCCUGUUGUUCAAAGGAUAAAUGGCCUGGCAGACUUAAGAAAGACGUAUCGUUAUCAUUUCAUCUGUGCAUUAUUUUAUACAUUUUUGCUUCCUGCCUAGUGAUAAAUAUUAUAUUUGUAUGAAUGCUUACUGCACAUGGGCACACUAAUCAUUUGUGUAAUGUACUUGAUUCUUCUUCCUGAUCUGAAAAUGAUUUGUGCUUUGUGAAUCUGAAUGCACUUUAAUAAAUCUGUUUAUGCUGA
Molecule: messenger RNA, 12583 nt
Organism: Polypterus senegalus (gray bichir)
Lineage: Eukaryota; Metazoa; Chordata; Cladistia; Polypteriformes; Polypteridae
Product: fibrocystin-L-like
Source: RefSeq, a predicted model, not a curated record